GCAGCUUCAGAAACGGCGUCGGCGCUGCCUCCGCAACCGCGUUUCAAACCAAGGGAUCGAGCGCGGAAUUGAGGGUCGCGGCCGAGGCGAGCCGACAGGUGACGAGGUUUGGCUGCAAGGUGGGAAGGGCUGAAUCCGCCCAGGGACGAGGAACUUUUCAGAAGCCGGCAGCGAAGCCUCGCCACCCCCGGGAGAGAAAAACCGGCCCGAUUGCCCUUGAAGAGUUGCUGGGUCCCCAAUCUCAGGAAUGGUCGGAAUUUAUUAUUAUUAUUAGUAUUCAUAUUUUAUUUGGCCUUCUUUCAUGAUUUCUUGAGAGUGCCCGACUGCCCCCUCCAGGGAGGCGAUUUCGCAGCAUGGAACCCGAGACCUCGGCGGCACCGCGUUAAGACGGCGGCGGCAUUCAAGCCAGCCCCCGCUUUCCCCUCAAAGUCCCACUGAGAGGAUCGCGCGGGAAACCGCUGAGUAAGCCGGCCGGCGCCUGGCGUUGCCUUCCCCGCCUUCUUGUCACGCUUGCUGCGCCUGGAUCGCGGCGUCUAAAACCCGGCGGAGUUUCGGAGCGCGAGUCCCUCCUUCCUUCAAGCGGUGCGGGGGCUGCCAGCGCCGGGCACGUGCUCGCUGUCAUUCCGAGGGCAGCUCUCCGGGGCCGCGUCUGCCCGCCGUCUGCCCGCUCCACGUGCUGCCGGUCCCAGCGAGCGAGCGACCCUCUCCCCUUCCCGGGGACUAGGUUGUACGCCCGCCGCUCCUCCUUCUCCUCCUGCUUUUCCUCGAGCUGCCGUCGCCGCUGCCGCCGCCGCCGCCGCCGCUGCCUGGGACUAGCCGCCGCCCCCUUCUCCGGUGGAUGCCGCCGGGAAGCGGGCGGAGCGCGCAGCCGGGGAGGGGGGCUGCCGCGGCCGCCGGAGUACAUGCCAGUGCCCUCUCCUCCUCUUCCUACCAGAAUGCUCUACUUCCAGAUGGUGAUCAUGGCAGGGACUGUGAUGCUGGCUUAUUACUUCGAGUACACCGACACCUUCACGGUCAACCUGCAGGGCUUCUUCUGCUACGAGAGCGCCUACCGCAAGCCUUACCCGGGCCCGGAGGAGAGCAGCGCGGUGCCCCCCGUUCUCCUCUACUCGCUGGUGGCGGGGGUGCCAGUCUUGGUGAUUAUUGUUGGAGAAACUGCAGUGUUUUGCUUACAGAUGGCCACACGGGAUUUUGAAAACCAAGAAAAAACAAUAUUAACUGGAGACUGUUGCUAUAUAAACCCACUGGUGCGCAGGACUGUCAGGUUCCUUGGCAUUUAUGCAUUUGGACUUUUUGCAACAGACAUAUUUGUAAAUGCUGGACAAGUAGUAACUGGGAAUCUUGCACCUCACUUCCUUGCACUUUGCAACCCCAAUUACACAGCUCUGGGAUGUCAGCAGUUUACAGAAUUCAUCAGUGGUGCAGAGGCUUGCUCUGGAAAUCCUGAUCUUAUCAUGAAAGCCCGAAAAACUUUUCCUUCCAAAGAAGCAGCUCUGAGUAUAUAUGCAGCAACAUACAUCACUAUGUACAUCACCCACACGAUAAAGGCUAGAGGGACCAGGCUGGCAAAACCAGUCCUUUGCUUGAGCAUAAUGUGUAUGGCAUUUCUCGCUGGUAUCAACAGAGUAGCAGAAUAUCGAAAUCACUGGUCAGAUGUGAUAGCAGGAUUUCUAGUCGGUAUUUCAAUAGCUGUGUUUUUGGUGGUAUGUGUGGUUAAUAAUUUUAGAGGUAGACAACCAGAACAUGAACAGUCACACUUGGACAAUCUGGGACAGAUGUCUAUGAUCAGCAUCCCUCGGGUAGAACAUUCUGUAGUAAAGAACCACAUCACAGCCUUUGCAGAAGUCACAUGAUGGAGAAAGGGAUGUCUACUCCCUACAUUGGACGUCAUCUCUUUUCACAGUUCACUCGUAAUGACUGAAACAAUUUCAAUAUUAAAGAAAAAACCGAUUUGGUCUUAGAAUCUGAUCUCACAGCAUUAAAAUUUACAGCAACCUAUGAAGAAUAUGCCUGAGUUAAGAAUAUUUUCCAACUCCAAUCAAAACCAUUGUACCAUUUAGGGACUGGGUGGGAAAGGGUGAACCUCAGCAUGUCAUAAAAACAUACCAUUUCCCCUGUUCUGGCAUAUUUAUUUCUUAACACGGUCAUGUAAGUAUUAGACUGUAUACCAAGGAGAUCUGGUCUUCAAAAUUCAGCAUGACACUCCCAUUUAAACUGAUUUCAGUGUACACUUUUCUAAAAGAAUCUUAUCCAGAACUCAGAUGCCACUGGCACUUCCUAUUACAUAUUUCUCAUACCACAUUUCUUAAGACUGGUGCUUCUGUUUUUGAAGAAAAAAAAUGCCAUUUAUACUCUAAUAAGUAUUCUAUAGUUAUUUUAAAACAAAUUAUUUAUUUCGAUAUUUUCCUGACUUCAUGUGGUUGAAUAGUUGAUUUUGUAGUUUUUCAAUAUCUUCAAUGUACCCUGUUGUUAGGAUUAGAAAUGAGAACAUGUAGACAUUGGGGUAGAUUAUUCUUUUAUUAUCAAACACUAACUGAAAGUUUAUAACUCCAAACCUGUUGCCAGCAUAUUCAUAUACCUAUUCAUUCGUAACAUACCAUUGCUAUUCGUGGAUAAUAGCUAAAGGUUAGAAAACAUACAUAAAAGUAGUUUCAAAGCCCUUAAUUCUGUCCUUUACAUAUUGGGAGCAAUAAUUAGAAUAUUUUUGUUCCCAGUGGGGGCAGAGGACCUUAUAUGCUUUUAUUUUAAAUUGAUACCAUUCUCCACUCCUGCUUAGUGCUGAAACAGCAAUCAUUCUCCCCUCCCAUUGUUUUUUUUAAACCUCAGAGAAUAAAGAUUCACAGAAAAGGGUGGCAGGUAAAACAAAUGACAGACAUUGCUAUCUUGUAACCAAGGCUUCCUCUUUGACCAGUAGAUGAAAUAGAAUUGUGCAAUAUUUCUCUGUUACCCAGGAUAUCUCUAUAGUCUCUACUCUAUAGUAGGUACAUUAGAUUUAGGGACAAGAAUAAGUUACAGAUCAUGUGCAGUGAUCUCAACCCAUUCGCCUCAAAUAAUGUGUGAUUUUUGAGGAGCAGUUCACUUUUUAAUAGUCUAAAUUCACAGCAUUUGAACACUCUCUUUAUAUGUUGGCUUCCAUUUCAUUUCUUCCAUUUCCUAUCCCCCACCCCCACUCAAAAAAGUUCCAUUGCUGUGAUCCACCUUAAAUAUAGUCAUGGUGCAGUUAUCACUUUUAGUAUAAUAGUUAUAAAAAGGUGUCCUAUAAUAUUAGUUCCCUCCUUCAUUGACAUGAAUCAAAAUGGAAUUUUAUCAUGGUAAGAUCCUAUCCCAAACUCACCUCUUCUACUAAUACAUGGAAAAUUCUCUAGCCAAAUCUAGCUUCAUUGUAUAUAAUGGCCAAAAAUUGCUUAUGCCUUUCUUGAAAAUAAGAUAUAGGCUCCCAAAUAAUAAUAAUAAUAAAACAGUAGGGAAAAUAAAACUGGGCUGUUUUACAUCUUGAAAGGCAGAAGAUUUAAUGUUUUAUAAUUUCAUUAGUUUGGGUUCUGUAGGUAAUAAGAGACUUUUAAAAGGUUUUUUUUAAAAAAAAAAACGGUCUUCAAAAUAGUAUCAAGUUGAACCAAAGUGUUACCAUCCUUUCAAAUAUUUAUUCUGUAUCUCAGGUAAUCUUUUUGAAUAGGCCAGGAAAGCAUCAGACAAGAGAAUUAAGAGAGAGAGAGAUAAGUCUAAUGCAUAACUGUAUAUAUGUUCUAUGUUUUUUUAAGACUCAGUGAUUAUAAAAUUCAACACACUUUUACAGUGUGUCACCAGUCUUAUUAAAAAUCAAAUAUUAAUGCCUAACUCACCUUGGCGAUCUAAGAUUGAGGGGAGAUGCACAGCAUCACCUAUAUAAGUUACAUUUUCAAAAUUACUUACUUUUGGAAGAAUUCCAGCAUAAAUGAAAUAUUUUAAAAUACCUAUUUUACUAAAAAGUUAAGACACACACCUGAUUUUAUUUCACUUAAAACAAUACUACUUAAAAUGCUGUGCUUUAGUUGGAUCAGGGCGUUUUCUGUCUAUUCAUUAUUUGGAAUAUGCAUACAAGCAAACCCAACAGAGAGAGAAUCCUGUUUUUUGAUGAUCAUUGAAAUGCUAACUGUACCGUGAAAGUACAAAUGUAGAUAGUAAAAAGUAACAAAAGGUUGCAGUGUGUUUGAGGCAUAGCUAUCCAUGUUUUACCCUUAGAGAGAGUGCUUUACCCUAGACAAAAAGAUGAAAUCUGUGUAGUACAACUGCCAAUUUAAAAAAAGAUGAAUACCCGUAUGGCAAUCUGUGAUAAUCUACAAUUAUUCCCAUUUCAUUUUUUUUUCAAUAGUACACAAAUCAGUUAAAUGAUACCAUGAGCAAUUAAAAAAAAAAUCUACAGUGUUAGGACAAUCAUAUGGCGCAGCCUUUUCCUGAUACUGAUACCACAGAAUAUAGAUUGGUACAAAUAUUGUUUGCAAUUUUUUGCAAAUUAAAAUCUCUCUGAAUAUAAGAAACAAAGGUCACAAAAAGCAGUUGCUGCAAUAUUUCUGAUAGGCAUAGGGCCAUUGACUUUAAAAUUUGGUAAUAACUGCAUUAAGACUGAAUUUUUCCACCUAGUCAACUAACAUAGCUACAAUUCCUUUCUUUUUUUUUUUUUUUUAUUGAAAAUUUUUAC
Molecule: messenger RNA, 4675 nt
Organism: Crotalus tigris (Tiger rattlesnake)
Lineage: Eukaryota; Metazoa; Chordata; Lepidosauria; Squamata; Viperidae
Gene: PLPPR5
Product: phospholipid phosphatase related 5
Exons: 6
Coding region: 903-1853 (316 amino acids)
Biological process (GO): phospholipid metabolic process; phospholipid dephosphorylation; signal transduction
Molecular function (GO): phosphatidate phosphatase activity
Source: RefSeq, a predicted model, not a curated record